Molecule: messenger RNA, 1134 nt
Organism: Cladophialophora yegresii CBS 114405
Lineage: Eukaryota; Fungi; Ascomycota; Eurotiomycetes; Chaetothyriales; Herpotrichiellaceae
Exons: 3
Coding region: 1-1134 (377 amino acids)
Source: RefSeq, a predicted model, not a curated record
AUGGAUCCUGUGACCGCGCUCGGACUCGCCUGCAAUGUCGUCACCCUCGUCGAACACGGUAUUGAAGCUGCGGCUGUGUGCAAAGAACUCUACGAACGAGGGUCGCUGGAUGAGAACAACAUCAUUGAGAGAUACGCCGAUAGCCUUACAGCAGCGAACAAUGAUCUACAGGCCGUCCUCAAACCACCCGCAACGACUCGUGCAAAUAGACUGCGGAAGAUUGCGGAAGAUGCGUCCAAGGCAGCCGCUGAGCUCAAAACGGAGCUCAACAAGCUCAAGCUGUCGAAGAGGGACCAUCGACAAGCUACUAAUACCUUGGAAAAGCAAGAGGCUGCGUUGCAGUCUGGCCUUCUAAAAGAACUCUACAUCAAAGCAGGCCAGGACGACCUAGCCCGGCGGAAAGAGUUCAAGGCUCUGGAUCAAGCUCAGAGAGAUACGAUUGUCCAUGUCUUGGCCCGUCUUCAGCUUGCAUCAUCUGAUAUCGAGACAUCCAUCAAAGCCACAGGGGCCUCCAUAACUGAACGCCUUGAUCACCACCAUUGCGCGCAGACCAGCUACCUUCAGGAUCAACAACGAGAUGCCCUCAGAGUGCGCCUCCUCGAUGCUUUGGCUUUUCCAGAGAUGAAUGAACGUCGUAACAUGAUUGAACAACGCGUCUCCGAUUUUGGAAGCACUUAUGGCUGGGUGUUUGGGCAUUCCGACGAUGCACCUGACGAGGACCAUUUUUUUGAUUCUAAUUCACAUGUUAAUGCAUUUGUCCAGUGGCUUCGAAGUGGCCAGGGGCUUUUCUGGGUCAGCGGGGAACCAGGGAGUGGCAAGUCGAGCCUCAUGGACUACAUCUACCAAAAUCUACAUACACAAAGUCCGGGUUUGACCAUGUUGACGGAAUGGGCACGGCCGCAGCCAGUACGAGUUCUCUCUUUCUGGUUCUUCAGACCAGCCACGGGCGCUUUGCUGAAGUCCCUACAAGGAUUGUGGAGAUCCUUGUGUUUUCAGAUAUUGAACCAAAACGAAAAGCUGGUGGAGGAGAUCCGGAACGAUGAUGAUGGCUCGGCUCCCAACAGUCUCAAAUCUUGCCUUACGAGGUUCGGAUCUCGCGCUCAAACUUGGACGGACACUGAUCUGAGAUCCUGA